AUGAUAUGUGUGCCAUGUGCUCUGGCCUCCGAUCAUCCAAAGAAGCGUGACCGAGACCUCACCUUCCCACGCCCAGGCUUCUCCACGGAUAAAGGAACCAUUUCCCACUUGGACGCGGUUUCAACCAGCAAGAGUUCUUUUUCCUUCAGUUCUGUAGAGAUCAAUGCUGAGUUUCUGCGCAUCACCACAUGUCCAUUGGAGUCUACCUUCUGUGUAGAACUAGACCGACACACUUCAAAACUUCUAGAAGUUGCAAGAAAGGGAGGAUCUUUUCAAAUGAAGGCUGCUUGGAUUCUUCGGGAUUUUGAUGAGGCUUCACUGAAUGCUGCACUGGAAGCAUCUACACGAAGGCAAUAUGCACUAAAGUUGCUGAUGAUUUUCCUUGGAGACCCUGUUGAUGAAAUAAUAAAAGAACAUCAGGUACAGCAAGAAUACAGUGUGGUGGAGGAGACGAUGGCAGUUGUCCUGACACCGACAGAUGUGAAAAUUGUGUUGGAAGGUGAAGAGGUCCUGGCUAAUCUAAAUUCAGUGGUUCAAACUUUUGUCAUGCUGUUUGGUCUCAUAUAUACUCUAAACAUGCAGUACCCGAAGAAAUGUGUACGUACAUUUGAGUUCGUUCAGAAAGUUCUUAUGGGACUGGAUGGGGAAAAAACUGAGCCCCAAAGUUCACAAACUGAGUGUCUUGCUACAUAACAAGUAGUUGUG
Molecule: messenger RNA, 705 nt
Organism: Boleophthalmus pectinirostris (great blue-spotted mudskipper)
Lineage: Eukaryota; Metazoa; Chordata; Actinopteri; Gobiiformes; Gobiidae
Exons: 5
Coding region: 1-693 (230 amino acids)
Source: RefSeq, a predicted model, not a curated record